AUGGAAAAGUGCAACGAAUUAAAAAUAGAACAAAGAUUAAGAAGUCCCAAAUGCGCAAGAUGCAGGAACCAUGGUAUUAUAUCAAGUUUAAAAGGCCACAAGCGAUCAUGCAGGUGGAAAGAUUGCAAUUGUCCUUGCUGUUUGCUAGUCGUGGAAAGACAAAGAGUAAUGGCAGCUCAAGUAGCCCUGAGAAGACAACAACAAAGUCAGAAUUUAAAUUCCAAUGGUAGUUUCUUCACGGGAAGUUUUAAUUUUGCGGGCCAAAGUGUUGUGAGACGGCUGAAAAAUUUCAAGAGUUUCCAAGUUACUAGCACGAGAAUCAACUUGCAAAAUUUUGAUAAUCAGAAUUUUCGAGAUUCAAUUUUCCGGUUGUCAAAUGAAGAAAAAUACUCACCAACGCCAACCUGGACCAGUAACAUACCUUCAUCUGGAAGUAACUGCAACGAGUCUUUGACCCAGUUGAUAGAAACAACUGAGAUGAACUACGAAGAGCAGAUUAAGAGCGAAGAAAAACCAGCGCCUCGCAUAUCUUUCAGCGUCGAGUCAAUAAUUGGCUCGCGGUAG
Molecule: messenger RNA, 564 nt
Organism: Cotesia congregata
Lineage: Eukaryota; Metazoa; Arthropoda; Insecta; Hymenoptera; Braconidae
Source: the annotation of a GenBank genome assembly